AUGUUGGCAACGUGGCUUCUCGUGGUGGCCGUCGGGUGGGCUGUCACGUACUCGGUGCUUUUCACAGCAUCCCAGGGCAAUGCCAACAUUGACAGGAACACCUUGCACGUUCUGCCUGCAUUUGUGUCGAAGGAAUUCACGUGGCUGAAUGAGUGGGUAUUCCAACUCGGUCGUCGACAUCCUAUCGCCCUCAAGGCAUGGUUCACUGCUGGAAGCGUUGUUGCCGCUAUUCUUAUGGUUGGUAGCUCGGCGUACGUCGUGUGGAACGCCAUGGUGCUUGUCGCGCGACAUAUUGUGCAAGUCGACGUUGAGGCACCUCUCCCAACCACAUCUGUGAUGCUUCCUGGUGUGAACAUGCCCCUCCAUGCGAUGUGGUAUUUGUGGAUAGCCAUUUUCCUUGCCGCGUCUUUCCACGAGUUUGGCCAUGCGCUGGCAGCGGCACUCUGCGAGAUUCGCAUGGUGUCGGUUGGUGUGUUCUUAGCGGUUGUGUUUCCUGGCGCAUACGUCCGUUUUGACAGCUACUACAACAUCGGCGUGACGGACCAGAUUAAGAUUCAAAGCGCUGGCAUUUGGCACAACGCGGUGAUGGCCCUCGUGUGCAUGCUGCAGCUUUGGAUUCUUCCGACGCUUCUGUCUCCUUGGUUUGCAACGCACCGAGGUCUUACUGUCACAUCUAUGCCCGAAUUCUCCAACUUUGAAGGCCUUCUCGAUAUUGGCAACGUCAUCGUGUCCAUCGAUCACGCUCCAACUCUGACACUGAGCGCAUGGGAGAAGGAGCUUGCUGUCCUCGCACAAGUUGUCGACCAGCCCAACGCGACGUGGAAACAAGUCGGCUACUGCAUUCCAUUCCUUGAACUCUUACAACAUGGCAACCGGGACGACUCGUCCUGUUGCCACGCAGACAACGGCAACACGGACAGCGCAUUGCAAUGCUUUGCCCAUGGCGACGGCGACGAAUCCACUGGAACGCCACCGCCGGCGCAAAUGGUGUGCCUGGACGGAAAUCGCGUCGGUCAAGUCUCCAUCGCCCGAUGCACACAUGACCUUCCGUGCCAUCAAGACGGCGUUGACAAGAGCUCUCAUGUAUGCGUGCUGCCAAAGAUGCAGGACGGAACAUCGUUGAUCCGUAUUGGUCUCCGGAGCAAUCGCACCCUCGUCGUCCACGGAUACCCCCCAGACCUCCAUGCUGAAUUGCACCUUUCACCCUACUCCCAGCUUGCCCCGGCAACGACGGGUACGUUCUGGUGGCUGUCAUUGCCCACGUGGAUCGAGCGAUUUUGGCAGUUUGUCGGCAAUGUGUCGGGAACGCUGGGGCUCUUUAAUGCUCUGCCCAUUCACCACUUCGAUGGAAGCCACUUGUGUGCGAGUUAUUUGCAGCUCCUGGUCGCAGACGAACCAACGAGGGCUCAAGCUCUAAGCACCAUCCUCAUCGCAGGAGACGUGCUCGUGGUCGUUGCUGGCGUGCUCUCGCUGUGGCCGCUGUAGUGUCCAUGAUUUGCAAUCUCAUUAUUUAAUGGCACAGAAUCCUAAGUGUCCCGGUGGAGAAAGGGGGCUUUCCCACCCGUUUUGGACAGCAACCGCGUUUCUUCGAUGAUCAAAUCGUGAGACAGCGCCUUGCACAUGUCGUAGACGCACAGCGCCGCGAUCGAUGCACCUGUCAGCGCUUCCAUUUCAACGCCCGUGCGACCCGUACAUUUGACGGCGCAUUGGAUGUGGACUGUGCUGUCGUCGUCCUGAACGUGCAACGUCACUUUGCAGUCGUUCAGCGCCAAAGGGUGGCAAAACGGAAUGAGAUCGCUCGUCUUCUUUGCACCCAUGACUCCUGCCAGAAUAGCCGUCGUGAGCACAGGACCCUUCUUGCUCAUGAGCUCUGCGUCGUGGCGGAGGGAGUCAAGGACUCCUGCAGGGAACCGAACAAUACUGCGAGCCACAGCUGACCUUUCUGUGAUGGCCUUCUCGGUAACGUCCACCAUAUUCGGCUGAUUUUCUGGGUUCACAUGCGUCAGUCCAUGCUUGGCACGUCGUGGAAUCGCAGCCCGACCAAGUUGCCGAAGUCGCAGCACAGGGGGGAGUGCCAUGUUGGCUUUGCCUUCUGG
Messenger RNA from Aphanomyces invadans, 2096 nucleotides. RefSeq lists its product as hypothetical. Gene Ontology annotation, molecular function: metalloendopeptidase activity. Gene Ontology annotation, biological process: regulation of response to endoplasmic reticulum stress; membrane protein intracellular domain proteolysis. Bases 1 to 1485 code for a protein of 494 amino acids. The transcript has 4 exons. The record is from RefSeq and is a predicted model, not a curated record. NCBI's taxonomy places the organism in Eukaryota, Oomycota, Saprolegniomycetes, Saprolegniales, Verrucalvaceae. Gene Ontology annotation, cellular component: cytoplasm; membrane.